AACUGGCAACUCUUAACCCACAGACAGCGCAACCAACUACGCAGAAAAUCAAUACACCGUGAUGUAUUCGCCUUUUUAAAAUGAGAACGUGACAAAACAUUAAUUUAAUUCAUCGAAGAAACCACUUUUAUUUAAAAAAAAUAUCUGUUGAGACUUGAUGCUCAUUUUUUAUUUAUUUACAAAGUGAUGAGUAUUCUCAUAGUUACGGCGUGGUAGAACUUUCUGCGCGUAGAUUAUCAGCUUUUCCUUCAAAUUAUAAACUGUUACAGAUUCUUGUUGAGUAAGGUCAAGGAUAUAUUCAUUAUACACCAACAUAAUUGUAAGUUAAAAUGGAAGAAAUGAAUGGGGAUCUUUAUGGGGGCGGUUUAGUAAGUCUAGGAGAUGAAGGUUCUUUGGAGUCCACCGACAAUGGCAAACAAGAGCAAAAUUGUAAAAUUUGCGACAAUAAGCUAUGCAGUCCUCGUGUUUUGUCUUGCCUUCAUGUAUUUUGUGAAGCUUGCAUUGACAAGUUGAUGGUUAAUGAAGCUGGAGAUUCUCUCAAAUUUGAUUUGGCUGUGGAAUGCCCAAUAUGCAAACAAGAAACCAAGAUACCUGGAGGUGGAGCUGCAUCCCUUCCUUCCGAUUAUGUGCUAACCAACAUUUUGGAUGUGUCUGCUAUGGACCAGUCUGUUGUAUGCACUUGUUGCAAGAGCAAGGAACCAGCUGUUGCUAGAUGCACUGAUUGCUCUCAUUUUUUGUGCUCCAACUGUAAUUCUGCUCAUGAAUUUAUGAGAUGCUUUGAAAACCAUAGGGUGGUACCAUUUGAUGCUCUGAGGUCCUCUAAGGAGAAGUCCGCUGUGCAUAAGCCCAUAUUUUGUGCUCGCCAUGCAGGGGAAAGUCUGAAGUAUUAUUGUUGCGAGUGUGAAGUUGGUGCUUGCACUGAAUGUCUUACUGUGGAUCACAAAGUUGGAGAACAUCGUUGCGAGAGAAUUGUUGAUGUCGAGCCUAACUUACGUGCUGAAUUAAAGAAUUUCAUUGUGGAAGCCAAUGCCCGCGCUGCUACAGCAGGAAGUGCUUCUGCCAGGCUUGAUGAUGCACUCGGAGAUCUGCAACGUCAAAGAGAUGAAGCCGAAGGUGUAAUCAAUGAUGCUUUUCAUGCUUAUAAAGCUGCAUUAGAAAGAUGCCGUGAAAAGGCUCUUGAAGAACUUGAGCGUUUACACAAGGAAAGAGAACUCAAGGUUAUGGAUCUCUUUGAUCGAGUCGAUAAAACUGUUCAGCGCAUAGAUUGUGCUUGCAAAUUCGCGGCUAGACUUCUUCGUCGCGGGGAUGGUACAGAAAUUGUGAUGUUAAAAAAGACAGUGGCCUCCCAGUUCGCUCGUUUGCUGGAGGGAGCACCAGAAUUCGAUGUUGAUUAUUCAUUGGAGUUUGUUACAAAGAUGGAUAAGUUUGAUGCUAUUUCAGAAGAAACUUUCGGAACAUUCCGUACAGAAGCAACUCGCGCUGAAGAAAGAAAACGCGCGAGUGAGUCGUCUGCUAUUGUAUCAGUGACUUCGAAUUCUCACUCUCCUGCUGUUUCCGUGACUAACGCUCCCGUUUUUGAUGAUUACCCGAUGGGAGGAGUCCGCCGUGUCACUGGGGUUUCUGGUGUUGGAAGCAUGGUGGGAGUGUCCGGGGUGCCAGCUAUCGGAGUACCGGGGGUGGGUGCAGUAACUGGAGUAGGUGUCACUAACACUAGUGUCAUCACUGGUGGUGUAAACAUCAAUAGUGUGCCGGGAGUCGGCGGUGGAGUACCGGCUUUGCCAUCUAUGGUCGAGUAUAAUUUGCAGCAGUUGGCUAGCAUUGCCGAAAAAGACGUACCACCACCUCCCCAUGCUUCUCCAGCACCAACUUUCACUCUCGCUGAACUACUAGCUGGUGAUCUGAACUCUCCUCAGGCCUACAACAAUUUGCAAGCUCUUGCUAAACUUGGAUUAAAUACUGAAGUAAAUGGCUUUGGAGGUGUCGGCGGAAUUGGUGGCGUUGGUCCUCGUGGAGUGUCUCCGGGAAGACCUUUGCUAACCGCGGCUGAGGAGGCAGCACUUGUGCCUCCUCCAGCUCCACUUGUACGAGCCACUAAAGCUACUCCGAUGCACAUUAGAUUCAAGUUUGGCCAGCUGGGAAGUGGCAAGGGUCAGUUUAAUUCCCCUCAUGGAUUUUGCCUUGGAAACGACGAAGAUAUUAUUGUUGCUGAUACCAACAAUCAUCGCAUUACGGUGUUUGAUAAGUCUGGAACUUACAAGUUUAAUUUCGGAAUUGCCGGAAAAGAGGAAGGCCAACUGUGGUACCCACGUAAAGUGGCGGUUGUUCGAGCCACUGGCAAGUUCGUGGUCUGCGAUCGUGGCAACGAGAGAUCCCGCAUGCAAAUCUUUACCAAAAAUGGACACUUCUUGAAGAAAAUUGCUGUACGUUUUAUCGAUAUUGUUGCUGGAUUAGCAGUAACUGCUGAAGGUCUCAUCGUGGCAGUGGACAGUGUAACCCCAACUGUAUUCAUCUUAUCUGAAGAAGGUGACCUCAUGAGCUGGUUUGAUUGCAGUGAGUGCAUGAGGGAGCCGUCUGAUAUUGCUAUUAGUGGCAAGGAGUUUUAUGUCUGCGAUUUCAAGGGGCACUGCGUGGUUGUUUUCGAUGAUGAAGGGCGUUUCUUACGCCGCAUUGGAUGUGAGAAUGUGACAAACUUCCCGAAUGGCAUUGACGUGUCUGACGCCGGUGACGUGCUCAUUGGCGACUCGCACGGCAACAAGUUUCAUGUCGCAGUUUUCUCUCGUGACGGCGUUCUCGUCACUGAGUUCGAGUGCCCCUAUGUCAAGGUGUCUCGUUGCUGCGGAUUGAAGAUAACAUCUGAAGGUUAUAUUGUCACUCUGGCUAAGAAUAAUCAUCACGUUCUAGUCCUCAACACCCUUUAUAUUGUCUGAGGAGUAACUCGAUGGCUGUAAGUCUGCAUACUACAAGAUCUCACAUUUAUUCCCUAUAUUUUAUAUUAAUUGCUGUUUUUACAAAGCUUAACAUUUUUUGCUAAACCAGUAUUUGACUACUUAUUUCGUUAUGUUGUGUUAAAUUUCAUGUUAGUCUGAUAUUUUAACACUCUGUCCAUGAGCAGUGAACUAUAGUGAUCCUAAUUUCGGUAUGCUUCGUGAUUUUUUGUUUUAUGGCAUUCUAGAUUUAGCGACACUAUAUUUUUAUUCACUGCCGUGGAUAGACUUAAGUCAUUAUUAUUUCCAAAGUACUGAUACUUGCGUAUUGUUUGGGUUUUUGUUCAUCUGUCAUUAUUAUUAUUAUUUUAUAAUUGCAUUUAGUUCUAGAAAUGGAAAAUCCAAAGGUUAGUAUAUAAUAUUCAACUUCUAUUUUUUUUUUUCGUUAUAGUCCCAAUUUAUCAAUUUUGUUAUAUUUGGUCAUGGAAGAUCAAAGUUUCGGAAUUAUUUUAUAUCUGACUAAAAAGUACGAAUACUAAUGAAGCGGGUAGAAACGGACAAUUAUUAUUUUUGAGUAAAAUGUAAGCUUCAAUAUACUAUAGUCAACUUUACUAAAUUCAGAUAUAUCCGAGACUUCAACUUCUCGUAGUGGAACAACCAUAACCAAAUUUAACUUAACAAUUCCCAUCGACAGGACUUUAAUUUGUUUUCUAAAUUUUAGCAGCUGGUAUGGUUCCUAGUUCGAGUGAAGUUUAAACGUGUCAAUUAGGGGACUGCGUGGGUGUGUCGCCUCAUUAAACAUUGAUUUGAUUCGAAUGUUAGCCCAAUAUACGUACAUUUGUUUUAGAUAUUAUUGAUUUUGUUGGAUAUCAGUCAUUUGCAGAAUGAGAACAAAUAUGAACGCACAAUUGAGUUUGUUAAAAGUAUAAAAUUUGUCUCGUCAUGACCAAAGGAGGCGACACCAUAAUAACGUGCCAUCUAGUUUAGGUUAAUCUCGUAUACAAUAUUAUAUAUUGUCCGUUAAAAUAUAUUUACCAUUUACAGAAUUCUUGUGUCUAUACAAAAUGUUUUUCGUGUACUCUUGUUUUGAGAGCCUAUUACAUAUUUGAAAGAUUUUUCAUGAGUAGGCAUUACAGUGUACAUUGUUAAGAGUUGGUUUAUUAUAAGUAAAUAUCUUAAUGAUGAAUUGUAAUGCAUGCUGUAUUAUUAGAAACCGCAAAAAAUAACAUUGCAAUAAUUUGUACAACAUGUAAUUUGGAUAGUUUAAAUUUAAUGUAGAAAAUUAGUUUAUCUGGCAUUUUCUUGUAUAUAGCGAGCCACUUAAAGUAAAUAGUGAUGCAAGCUUGUUUUAGUGCAUUUAUGUUGUUGUUUAAAUAGUUGCUCACACAUAUACGAAUUUAUUUGCAGUAAGCUCCAAUAUCAGUAUUUCAUUGUCACUAAGAAAGGAAAGCAUUAUAUAAACCAAAGCACCUUGUAUUACUUGUUAUGUACAUGAAUUUGCCAUCAUAAAACGUUUCUACUAUAAUACGUUCGAUGGGUAUACAGUUCGCCAAAUUAUAUAUUUUUAUAACUAUCCACAUUUAUAUUCAAAAUUGAGAAUUCAUAGUUUUAGAUAGUAGGUACAAAUGCGGUUUAAUGAAGCGAUACCAUAUUUAGAUAUAUUCACAAUAUACAUCAUAAUUAUAUUAUUGUCCCUUAUUAGGUUUCCUAAAUGUAGUGUUAGGAAAUGGGACAUUGUCUUAUAAAAUCCCUAUUAUUAUAUAAUAUGGUAUCAAAUUUGUAAUACAUAAGUAAUGGUCAGAUACAAUUUUACCUUAUACCAUAAACAAUUCCAGGGAUCCAUGGUCUUCCAAAUAUAAUUAGACUAUUUGAACGAAUUAUCAGACUAAAAACCGUUCGUUUCUUCUACUGUUUUCGUGUCACGACCGUUUAAAUGCGAAAUUACUUAUCCUUACUUGGUACAUCCAUAGAUAAUCUUUCAAAGUUAAUUUAAUUAUUCAAAAAUUCUAUAGCCGGAUGCAUUGUGUUGUACAUGACCAUUAUUUUGUUUUACUUAAAAACUCUUUGGAAAUAGUACUUAACCAGACCACCUAAAAUUAAGUGUGAUAUUUUACCAAUAUUGUUAAUGUCAGUUUUAAAUGCUCUCUAGUUAUUUGGUUUGAUUUGUUUACAUUUUAAAAUAAUUUAAUUCCUCAAUUUCAAAAUAGUCUUGCAUCUCAUUAAAAAAAAAACACAUGUUACUAAAUUGUAAUUAACUUUUAAAUAUUAAUUAGUUAAUAGUCAGGCACUCUCUUCGUAUUGCUGAGCCAUAUAAUUUAUACUGAAUAAUAAAAACAUAAUUGAAGAGUAACAUGUAUAAAUAUGUGUACUUAAUUAGAAAUAGGUAUUUAUUUUAUGUAUUUGUUGUGUAUUGGAGCAGUUUUACAAUAUUCGAUACGCAAAAUUAGAUGUGAUAUGAGCAAUAAUAGAGAGACAUAAUGAACCAACAUUUUAAGACUUACAUGACUCAAUAUUUUGAAAGACACGAGCAAAGAUUGAUGCGUGGGGUGAUGAGCAACGCCGGUCUUUGGAAGCCAGUGAUAAGUUAAAUUUUGACAUUUGAGUCUGAAUCCUCUAUUGAUUAGUGAGUAACUUUUGGGUUUAUUUUUCAUAUUGUUUUUAAGUUAUUUGUUUCAGGAUUUUUGUCCCAAUAGUAUUAGGGAAUUUUAUUUUCUUUAUUUUAACUAGUUUAAAACGAGUCUACAUACCCCUCGCGGAUGAGCAGGUGUGAUUAAUACUCUGAUUUUGUCGGUUUUAUUGUUUUGUUUAAUUAUAUGUUCCGGGCCUAUAUUAUAUAAAUAGUAUUUUUGGCCAGUGUGUUUAGGCCUUUAGAUUUACGAAUUUUUACUGCCAAAUUAUUUUCUUACGAUAUUUGUGCAUGCACAUAGUAAUUAUUUUAUUGUAUAAUAUUUGUAAAAAUUAGUUAUUAGUUGUUGCCAAUUUUUGUUUUAUUAAUAUUCAGGGUUUUAAUAUUAUGAUGUUCAAUUUUAAUUCGUUGUCAUUGAUCAAAAUUAUUGUGUGUUAGUGAAGUAAAAUUAACCGAAAUAGAACUUAUUAUUGCCCCAAGGGGAGCGUUUGACGCUAUUAAUAAUAUUGCUUUAGGGUUGCAUAAAAUUAUUAAAAAGUGGUGUGAUAAGUUUUGGAUAAUUUUACAAAUUAUACUAUUUUAUGUGUGAAUUCCAAUAUUUAAAAUUUGAAGUCAAAUAUUUCAAUAUAUCCGUUUUAAUUUUCAAUGUACAUUUUACUAUUGCUUUUAUUUAAAAAGUAUUAACUUGUCAACCCCGUUGACCCCCCGUUUAUCGUUAAUUUCGGUGAUAGACACACUUUCCUCUUUUCUUGCCAUGUAUUUUAUGUAGGGAUCAGCGUAGAAAUGUUUAGUAGGUACUAGUAUUUUUCAAUUGAUAUACACACAUACAGUAUCACAAGUUUGCCUAUAUGGUGGUGUUGUUUAGAGAUGUUUAUUAGUGGUUGGCGCGGGCCGCGGCGGUUAUUCGUCGCGUCUGCUUGGCUGUAUAAUUUGCCGUAGCGAGUAAGCACUUUGUCAUGGAUGAAUGGCAGUCAAAUGGUAUCUAUUGUCCAUUGACAUUACUUGAUAAUAAUUGUAUCAUUAGAGUACAUUACAGUAGCCUUUCUCGGGAAUCUUAAAAGUUACCUAUAUACACUUUAAAGCAAUUUUUGGUAAAGAUAUUUCUCUUGAAUCUAUAUUCCCUUAUGUAUCCAGCAAUAAAUUACUUCAGUAGUUGUGUAGUAUCACUUUAUAUGGCACUGAAAAUUGCAGAUUUCCUUGUAUAAUUAGGCUCUUAUUUGGAUCGCCACGUGUUGUAGAGAUGAACAUGUCAAGGACUUUUGCAUACUUGGUGCCAGGUAAUGUGAUAGAGUGUAGGGUUCGCAGCGCACAAGGUGAGCUCUAAUGUUACCCUCCCUAUUGGAGGUGGGCGUAUUGCCUAUUAGUGGCACCAAGCACAGCUCGACGGUUGCGGUGGAGUAUUGUGGCAUUACUAUUCAAUUUUGUUCAACUUUGAACCGUGGGUGGGAUUAAGAUUAAUUAAUUCUAUUAUACUUUAUUAUUUUAUUUCGAAAUGAUUCCAAUUAAUAAUUGAAAGACGGCAUGCUCAAACGAUAAUAUAUUUUAUUUUUAACCUUUCACCCACUUAUCCGAUAUAAUCUCCACUGUUCUAAAACAACAUAAAUAAUAAUAAGGUUGUGAGCUCUAUUCCAAUUGGAAUUUUAAGCCACAUGUGUGCUUGUGCAAUAAAUAUCACAGUUUGGAUCUAGGCUUUUAAAUUAUUAUAGAUUAUAUACAUUGUUGAGCUGAUUAUAAAAAUUUAAUAUAUUAUUAUACCUUUUAAUAUUGUUAAAGAAUUCUAAUUGCAUUCCACAUCUUAGAGUGAACGAAUUUGAGAUGACCGUUUUCAGUCUACAUUAUACAAUUUUUUUUUUACAAUUGUAGGAUUAUUAGCAGUUGCCAAUGUUUUCCUUUAGUCAGUAAAAGUACAAAUAUUUUAAUAUACAAUCUUGGUAUUUACGUAUUGUAGUGAUCUUAUUUUUUGAUUCUAUAACUAUAAGCAUAAUUUUUUUCUCUUAAGCGGCCAUUCAGAUAUUUCUUCAUCUCACAAAUUAUUCAGUAAACAACAAAACAUAUCAUACCGAAUCAAUUCAGUUUACAUAGAAAUUGUCUGCAACUCCCGUGAUUUUAUUCUCCUCGUUUAGAUGUUAUUAAAAUGGCUAUUUCUUUUGUUUCCAAGGUAGAUAUAAGUAUAUUCUAAGUUACACUGUCUUAUGUUCUUGUCAUUUUAUGUUGAAAUGUGAAAUUUAUUGUCAUAGUUAGUGUGAAAGGUGCAAGUUCCAAAUGCAUAUUUUAAUUUUGAUCCAAAGAUUUCAUUAAUUCCUUAUAAUUUAAUUAUUUAAUUCUCAUUUUGCGGAAAUGACAUUUGUGGAGUAUGCAUUGGUAUUUGAUACUAGGAGUAACAUGAAUUAUUCUGUAGAGUUGGUGCAGCCGAGCAAACCUCUACUAAUAUUCUCUUAAGAAUAUAUUGCUCAAUAAUUUAAUUCUGUUAAAAGUAUUUUAAAUCUAGUUGUAGUCCACCGUGUUUAGUAUGGAUGUGGACUCCAAACACGAAAUUAUAUCUAACAGACAAUACCCUCCGUGAACAUUUGAAAUAAAUUAAAUGUUGAAGUUUUAUUAGAUGUAGUUGUUUGCCUUCACGGCGGCUUGCCGCAGAGUGCAAGCUGCAGGGGCGCCAGCAGCAUCAGCACAUGGGAUUGCCAGUGGCUCUGAAACCAUUAUACUAUACUGCUCGUUUCGUAAUAGCACAACACAAGCUUUGUCCGCAUAGGUCCAGUUUUAUCCGACAUAUCUUUCUCCUCAAAUAUGUUCUUUAAAUGUUAAACAUUUGGCAGUUUAUAUAAUGUCUUCAGUAUAACUUGUGUGAUGGUGUUGACUGUUAUUGUACUAUUUAGCCCCACAGUCAACGAAAAUUGUUAUAUAAUCCAUACAGGAGUCUCUGCUGCAUUGUGCCUAGAUCUUAGAAGUUAAUGGUAUCAAGGUAGAGUUAAUCUCAAAUAUUUUGGCUCUUUGAAUAUUCCAUGAUAUUAUUUUUGUUUUUCAUGAAAAUGUAUUUACAUUAUAUACAUACACCUAGAUUAUUGUAUACAAUAUGAAUAUACAUUGCGUGGUUUGUAACUUGAUGUUUAAUUAUUUUAUCGUAAAAUUAAGAUGCCCAACUGGUUCUCUGUCCACACCUACGAAGAUGUGGAGGAAUUGAGUGUAUUCGAUAAUUAACCUUAUAUUAUUCAAUGUAACUGAUGAAUAGUUAGAUGUUUUUCGUGGACAGAAGUAGAAUUUUAUUUGUUUAACUAGUUGCACAUCUUACUUUGACCAAAUUCUUUUACCCGCUGAAGUUACUUGAAAAUUUGGAUGAUUGCCAUUUUGCACUCUUUCUUUACCUUUAUUUGAUGGCAAGUGCAAAUUGUCACGUGACCUUAGCGGUUUAUUAAUAAUUAUAAGUUUAUUAACGUGAACUGUGGCCAGGAUAACAACAGCAGAGCAGUGUAAUUCAGAGCCUGCCUAAAAUAUAUUUUUGUCAUGAUUUUAUUUAGGUAUAUACAUGUUAUUAUUCACAUAUUACAGUUUUCUCAAUAUUAGCUUGUAUUUUAAUUAAGAAAUAAUCAUAUUUAACAUUGCCAGGUGAUCAGCAACCUGCACUUUAAUAUUUUUGGAAACUAUUGAACUUAAAUUGUACUGACUUUAUAAAUAUAUUUACUUCAAUAAAGAUUUUCCAUGCCACUAAAAA
This is a messenger RNA of Helicoverpa zea (corn earworm), 9256 nucleotides long. It is a transcript of the gene mei-P26, whose product is annotated as brain tumor protein. Gene Ontology annotation, cellular component: nucleoplasm; chromatin. The transcript has 9 exons. Gene Ontology annotation, molecular function: zinc ion binding; ubiquitin-protein transferase activity; protein binding. The record is from RefSeq and is a predicted model, not a curated record. NCBI's taxonomy places the organism in Eukaryota, Metazoa, Arthropoda, Insecta, Lepidoptera, Noctuidae. Bases 330 to 2927 code for a protein of 865 amino acids. Gene Ontology annotation, biological process: positive regulation of DNA-templated transcription.